CUAAGAUCAAAAUUCUGCUGACAUGAAAAUAGACUCUGUACUCGCCUCCGGUCAUCACUCUCCUUGUCUUCUCCAGUCAUGGUUAAUUUGACUCAUGGUUUUAAGUGUAAAACAAGCUUAAGUGAUGGGGAUUGAUCUCGAAAUGCCGUCAGGAGAGUGUGAUGAUCAAAUGUUAAACUCAGGGAUCAAUGAAGGGAUAGAGUUUGAAUCAAAAGAGGAAGCAUUUGAGUUAUACAAAGAAUAUGCUAAAUCUGUUGGCUUUACUACCAUAGUAAAAGCUAGUCGUCGUUCAAGAAUGACUGGUAAAUUUAUCGAUGCCAAGUUUGUUUGUUCGCGGUAUGGAAGCAAAAAACCAGAGGAAGAAGAAGAAGGCAUAGAAGGAUGUAACAUCCCUCAAGCGAGGAAACGUGGUAGAAUCAACCGUUCAUCGUCUAAAACCGAUUGUAAAGCAUGCUUACAUGUUAAGAUAAGGCAAGACGGGAAGUGGGUUAUUCGCACUUUGAUCAAAGAACAUAACCACGAAGUCUUCCCUGGACAAGUUAAUUGCAUGAAAGAAUCUCGUGGGCGGAAAAAACUCGAGAAACAAAGUGGUGAUACUGUGAAAGAGAUGAAGAUCAGAAAGGCUCUGGCUUUAGAGGAUGGUGAUGUUGAAAGGCUCCUAAACUUCUUUACGGAUAUGCAAGUCGAGAAUCCUUUCUUUUUUUACGCCAUUGAUCUGAACGAGGAGCAGAGCCUAAGAAACAUCUUUUGGGUUGAUGCAAAAGGCAGGUUGGAUUACACGUUUUUCUGUGAUGUUGUAUCUAUCGACACUACAUUCAUCAAGAACGGGUAUAAACUGCCUCUUGUCGCUUUUAUUGGAGUGAACCACCACGGACAGUUCCUGUUGCUUGGCUCUGGAUUAUUAUUAACAGAUGAGUGUAAAUCUGGAUUUGUUUGGCUUUUUCGAUCAUGGUUAAAAUCGAUGCAAGGAUGCCAACCUAGAGUUAUUCUUACCAAACACGAUCAAACGCUCAAAGAAGCUGUUUCUGAAGCCUUCCCAUCUUCUAGACAUUGUUUUUAUAUGUGGGAUACUCUUGGUCAGAUGCCGGAGAAGCUUGGACAUGUUAUGAGACAAGAGAAAAGCUUUAUGGAUGAGAUAAAUGAGGCUAUUUACGGUUCUUGCAAGAGUGUUGAAUUUGAAAAGAAAUGGUGGGAGGUAGUUGAUAGGUUUCGUGUGAGAGACAAUGGGUGGCUUAAUUCAUUGUAUGAAGAUAGGGAAUAUUGGGUUCCUGUAUAUAUGAAAGGUGUUUCUCUAGCAGGAAUGUGUACAGCUCAGAGAUUGGAUAGCGUGAACUCUGUUUUUGAUAAAUACGUUCAUAGGAAAACAACGUUGAAAGCAUUUCUUGAUCAAUACAAGACGAUGAUACAAGAGAGAUACGAAGAGGAAGAGAAAGCGGAGAUUGAGACAUUAUAUAAACAACCUGGACUUAAGUCACCUUCACCAUUUGGGAAGCAAAUGGCUGAGGUAUACACGCGUGAGAUGUUCAAGAAGUUUCAGGUUGAGGUGCUGGGAGGUGUUGCUUGUCACCCGAAGAAAGAAGGCGAAGAAGAUGGGGUUAACAAGAGGACUUUCAGGGUCAAAGAUUAUGAACAGAACCGUGCUUUCAUUGUGGAGUGGAACUCUGAAUCAUCUGAAGUUGUCUGUUCAUGUCGAUUGUUUGAGUUUAAAGGGUUUCUUUGUAGGCACGCGAUGAUUGUUCUGCAGAUGUCUGGAGAACUUACUAUUCCUUCUCAGUAUGUGUUGAAGCGUUGGACAAAAGAUGCGAAAAGUAGAGAAGUGGUAGAAUCUGAUCAGAUCGAUGGAGAGUCAACUAAGGCUCAACGAUAUACAGAUCUUUGUCUCCGCUCUUUGAAAUUGAGUGAGGAAGCAUCUUUCUCUGAAGAGAGCUAUAAUGCCGUGAUGAAUGUUCUGAAUGAAGCUUUUAGAAAUUGUGAGAACACAAGUAACGUGAUCCACAAUGUUGAAGAGUCAGAUUCGGUUGUAGCUCAAGAUCCUUCAAGACAUGAAGAACAUAACAACUCAUUUGAUGAGAAUGUGGCCGACACAGGACAGGAACAUUCACUACAUGAAGUCUGGAAAGCAACUGCUUUGCAAGAGCAAAGAAACCGGUACUCGAUUCUCGACGACUACCUCAGCGCUCAACAAAUGUCACAUGAAAUGGGACAAAUCAGCAUGAUGGCCUCAAAUCGCAAUGGACAUUGUACUGCCCAUCAAAACUUACACUCACUGGGACAAUCCAUAAAUCAGCAAAGGCUUUAUGGAACUGAACAAUUAAGUUUCAGACCAGAAGCUAUGUAUGAAAGACUUCAGGACAUGGGAGAGUCAAGUUUUAGACAUCAUCCUCAGCAAAAUUGCAAUUCUUCAAAACAGCAACAAUCCAACAGGAAUUUCUCUCACUGAGUCACUCUUCCUUUUAAGCAGCAGAACUGUGACAUUUUUUUAAAAUAUAUGAUUUAACACUUUUGAUUGUAAAGAUGAAUGUUUAUGUGUAUAGACAAAUGUGGUAUAUAAAAUUCCAUGUUUCUUUG
Molecule: messenger RNA, 2568 nt
Organism: Eutrema salsugineum
Lineage: Eukaryota; Viridiplantae; Streptophyta; Magnoliopsida; Brassicales; Brassicaceae
Product: protein FAR1-RELATED SEQUENCE 1
Exons: 7
Coding region: 125-2440 (771 amino acids)
Biological process (GO): regulation of DNA-templated transcription
Molecular function (GO): zinc ion binding
Source: RefSeq, a predicted model, not a curated record